AUGAAUGAAUUUACUGUUGACUCACAUAUCAGGCAUCGCUCGCCAUCCCUUGAUACUAUUCCUCUCGACAUACUUUUCGAUAUAUUCCAGCAUCUUCCUAUCCAAAGCGUCCUGGCACUACGACAGGUUUGCCCCCCUACUAGUAAGAGCUUUGAUGCUAUCACCCGUCUGCGCAGUAUCUGGGCUCUCCUUCUGCGGACUCUUGUUCAGGAGCAAAACAUCCCUAUACCCUCCUUCGAUGGGAAAUCCCCAGUCUCUGUCAGCCUUAGAGCUCGAGCGAGAGAAAUUCAUUUUGGGGCGACCGUGAAAGAUCCGGACGUUUUCUUUAUGGAGUUUCUCCCUGGCAGAGGAAAUCGUUGGUUAGUUUCUGUCGCGAUUCGGGCACGCAGAAAAUGUAUCAUCCAGUGCUGGGACCUUACCGUUCUACAACCUGUGUGCAUAGAAAAACUGACCUACACAGAUAGGCCAUACAACUGUGUUGUUAUCAAUAACGAUCCCUCUUCUCCAGCCAUAAUGACGAUACAGUCCAAGCCAGAAGUAACGGAAAUACUCACCAUCGAUUUCGAAGAGAAAGACCCUGAGUCAGCCGGGAGCACACUCGUCACCAAGUGUCUAACAUGCGACGGAAAAGUGAGCAUAUGGGACAUCAGCGAUCAACCUUAUGAGAAAAUGCAGUUGGUGAGCCCUUCACCAUUACACGAGUACCAUUGCAGAGCAAUGCAUCUCUGUGACGAUUACCUGAUAAUAUUCUUCAUCCAGACUGUCGAGCUCUACUCGACCAUUCCCCGACCCAACAACAUUGCAACGCCGGGAGUGCCAAUCUCGUAUCCACUCGCACAGCACAGCUUCCACUACCGGAUCAUAGAGAAAAUCAAUAUGUCAGAACAAGUUAGCUGGCAUGCUGCGCGCUUGCACCGUCCAUCGCCGAUCAACAUUGUCAUUCGAUUCUGGCCGGUGGACACAUUGCAUUAUUUCAUGCUUGACCCAAACCCCGUGUAUGUCCCAGGACGGGAGACUUCUCUAUGCAACCUUCUAUACUUGGUGCAGCCCACUCUAGUGCACACGAGAUGCUCUCCAGUGUGGUCAGAUCUGAAGUCGGACAUUGCUCUCGGACGAUAUGGUACCAUGCUCUUACUUGACAACCAUGACCAAGACGGGAUGGAGUAUGGGGACUUCAAGUAA
Molecule: messenger RNA, 1182 nt
Organism: Suillus plorans
Lineage: Eukaryota; Fungi; Basidiomycota; Agaricomycetes; Boletales; Suillaceae
Exons: 6
Coding region: 1-1182 (393 amino acids)
Molecular function (GO): protein binding
Source: RefSeq, a predicted model, not a curated record